Arthroderma uncinatum is the source of this 927-nucleotide messenger RNA. RefSeq lists its product as uncharacterized. Bases 1 to 927 code for a protein of 308 amino acids. The transcript has a single exon. The record is from RefSeq and is a predicted model, not a curated record. NCBI's taxonomy places the organism in Eukaryota, Fungi, Ascomycota, Eurotiomycetes, Onygenales, Arthrodermataceae.
AUGGCAGCUACAAACACGACAAACGGAGAAAACCGUGGUACGGUAAGACGUAUCAUCGAUGCAUUCGAUAGAGAGGAGAAAGGCUACGCCAUAGAGUCAGAGACGAUGCCGCGGGCUAAUGGCCUUGCGAAUGGACUUGCUAUUGGACUCGCCAAUGGACUUGCUGAUGUGCCGGUUAAUGGGGACGGGCUGCCUAAUGGACUGGCCAAUACCCAAACUAAUGGUCAAACCAACGGGACACGGAGAACCGAGACUUCAUUAAGCCAGCCACAUCUUCUAUCAGCACAUUCCAAACUCAGGACAUUUAGAGUCCUCACGGGUAUCGACACACCUGCCGGACUCGCAACAGCCAGUCUAUUCCGCCGUCCAGCUUCUAAUGUUGGGAUAUAUACCCGCGUCGUCAAUGCUGAGGCUCGCUACAAAAGAGAAUACCGCUUUUUUACGCUCCUAAUAAGCUGCUGUUUGGGAGUACAGAUUAUCGUGGCAGCGGCACUUACAGCCCUUGGGGCUGGAAACGGACCCCGAGUCCUGAUUACAAUUUUUGGGGCGGUUAACACUGCCAUCGCCGGAUACCUAACUUAUCUGAAAGGAUCUGGUUUACCAAACCGAAAGCGCUACCACCAGUCCCAGUAUGGUAAAAUUAGGCAACAGAUCGAACAGCGGGAACGUGAUUUCUGCAUGGAAGACUGCGAACUGGAUGUGCUUCAAGAAAUUCGGACGAUUCAACUAAUGUACGAAGAAGUGCAGGAGGACGUCGAGGCAAACACUCCCGAAAAUUUCGCCAGUGUGAAAAAGACUCAAGGCAAUGUAACGACUACACUGCUUCCUUUGGGCCAAGAUGGGAAGGAUGGAAAGAUUAUAAAAGAUAAGAUGGAAAAUGGAGUUACCGCCCCUAUACCCCCGCCAGCAGCAAGAAUCGCUAUCUAG